Penicillium pulvis is the source of this 462-nucleotide messenger RNA. RefSeq lists its product as uncharacterized. Gene Ontology annotation, molecular function: oxidoreductase activity, acting on NAD(P)H, oxygen as acceptor. Gene Ontology annotation, cellular component: intracellular anatomical structure. Lineage: Eukaryota; Fungi; Ascomycota; Eurotiomycetes; Eurotiales; Aspergillaceae. The transcript is spliced from 2 exons. Bases 1 to 462 code for a protein of 153 amino acids. The record is from RefSeq and is a predicted model, not a curated record.
AUGACUGCCAUCUACCCGGAAGUUCAAGUCAAGGCGAUCGUUGUCACCGCAGGGGGCAAAUGUCGGGUUAUUGGAUAUCGUAAAAUCCGACGAAGUUGCCGACGAAAUCCAGAAGCUCACCAAACAGGCACGAGCAUCUCAUUAGCCGCAGAUGUCACAAAGGCCGACCAAGUAGACACUGCUAUCCAGCAAGCAUUGAGCACAUUUGAUCGCCUAGACGGGGCAGCCAUUGUGGCCGGGAUCGUGGGUGACAGGCAGGUAUGGGAUAACUCGCACGGACUUGAAAAUCUGAAAGAUGCGGAUUGGGACAAGAUUAUGAGAGUCAAUCUGGACGGCGUGAAGAAUUUUUUGCGUGCCAAAUUCAGCGCCAUAAAGGGUCCUAGCGCUUUUGUAAACGCGGCCUCCAUCUCAGGCCAUAUGGCCAACCCCUCACCGCAUAUUCAGGUAGCAAAUAGGGAGUAA